Vicugna pacos (alpaca) is the source of this 8740-nucleotide messenger RNA. The record is from RefSeq and is a predicted model, not a curated record. Lineage: Eukaryota; Metazoa; Chordata; Mammalia; Artiodactyla; Camelidae.
AUUAAACGCCACUUUUUGGAAAUUGACUUUAUUUGAAAAACACCUUUCUACAAUUUUUUUUUUCCUACACUGGCAUUCACUUAGAAGAGAGAAAAGGAGCCACACAGAUAUUUUGGAGGAAAGGGACAAGGCUUCACCAGAAACAGCACAUGCUUUCCUUUCAUUUCGGGGAGUCCCAGGGUCAACCUGCAGAUGCUGCUCCUUCCGUGGCCGAUGGCAUUCAGACUCCUAGCUGCCGAAGGUUCCAGGCAAACAAUUGGACAGAACAGCUCAGCUACGGGAAGCUGGUUACGGUCUCGGCCAGAGCAGCAGCCCCCUGGCCACAGACCACCUCUACCACCCCAUCCAGGAGCCUUCCCACCUCCCUCAGUCUUGCCCGGGACCCGCUGCAGGGGCUGAAGAACUGGAAGGUGGUGGCAGCCGCCGCCGUGGCGCCUACAGCCUUGGGGCCAUUCCAGGCACGUGGGACCCUGCUUCGGGCAACUCUGCAGCCCCUCCAGGGCCAGAGGGGGACCCAGGACAGCCCCAGUGCUCACCACAGUCUCUUCUUGUUGCUGAAACCCAGGCGAGCGCUCAGAAUGGAAGCUGCCUCUCCUGAGCUGAAUGUGCAGGCCAGACUGAAGGAGGUGGGGGACAGGGUGAGCAGAGCUCAAGAUAGCCAGGAGCUAAAGCAGCAGCUGCGGCCACUUCCCAAGCCAUCAGCCUCCUCCCAGCGAGAAGCAAAAUAUGUAGAGAUGCGCGCUUCAGCGGGAGUCCAGAGGGAGAGUCCCCGGACUGUGAGACUCACGCUGGAGCAGAGCCCAGGGGAUCGGAGGGGCUCCAGGAGUCCCAAGGAGAAAACCCAAGAUGAACCCAGCAGUCAAGAGGGCGAGGCUCCAGCCCCCCAGAAGAAUCCUGCCUCCUCGGAAUUGUCCAGGUCCCAGGUCUCCCGCACUGAUAAGGGCAGCAACCUCUCACCUUCAUCCUUCUCCUCCUCCCCGGUGGACAAAGCAGAAGAAGGUGGCCUUUCCAAGAUGGAUGAUACCACCACAUCCACAGGGGCUCUGGCCACCUCGUCCUCAUCGUUGGGCUUCGAGAGUGACAGCGGUGAGAAUGCAGUGAGCUGUCGGCCUGGGGGAGAAGAAGGGAAAAAAGCAGGAGGAGGGGGAGGAAGAGGAGCAGGGAGAGGUGGGGGAGGAGGAGAUGGAACAGAGUGCAGAGACAUUAUUGCCAAGUCUCAGGGCAGCAGGGACCCCCCCAAAACUCAGGAGGCUCACUACAUCACCACCCAUGAGAUCCAGCUGAGCGAGGUAGAGCAGGACAUGGAUUUCGAUGUGGGCUUGGCCUCCCGCUGGGAUUUCGAGGACAACAACGUGAUCUACUCAUUCGUGGACUAUGCUUCCUUUGGUGGCAGCGACGAGACCCCAGGGGACGUCACCACCCCGACCGAAGAGGACGACGACAACAGCUGCUACCUCAGCACCACUCCUAGCACCAACGCCACCCGGACACCCAGCCCCACCAGCAGUGACCCCGCCCGUCCCGGCGCAGGCAGCAGCGGCCGCGACACCAGCAGCACGGAAGUGGGCAGCGGCCCCUCGGACAGUGACCCCACUCCCCCACCCACCGGGCCUGGCACUGCCACCCCGUGUGAGCCCUUGCCGGAGCCCCCGGAGGCAGCUUCAGGCGCAGCAGCCGCCGCAAGCAGCUGUGGGAGUACAGCAAGCCAGAUCCUCCUAUCAAUCAAACCGACUUCCCGGGCUAUAAAUGAGCCUAGCAACGUGUGUGCAAAGCAAAACAUUAUUUACGCUGCCAAGCAUGAAGGCGACAUGAGCCUCCGCGUCUCUACAGCUGCUGAACACAAUUCAAGUUCACUGAAGCAAAACCCGGCUUCAGCCGUGGCUCAGGACCAUGCAAAGAAAUUCAUUGCCGUCCCUGCUCGCCUGCAAACCCGGUGCGGGGCGAUCCGGGCGAAGGAGCUGGUGGACUACUCCAGCGGAGCCUCCAGUGCCGUGAGCGAGCUGGACGAUGCGGACAAAGAGGUGCGUAACCUGACCUCCCGGGCCUUCCGGAGCCUCGCUUACCCCUACUUUGAGGCUCUAAACAUCAGCUCCCGGGAGUCCUCCGCACUCUCUGAAGUCGGCUUUGGGCGUUGGUCGACCUUCCUGGACUUGAAAUGUGGAGGUGUUGGAGCCAGGGUGGAACAGAGCCUCCUCAGGAGCAGCGCAGCCUCCGUGGCUGCGGGUCUGAGGAAGGGCAGUGGGGCCAGGACAACCGCAGACCAGCUCUACAUCCAGUCCAAGAAGUCCCAGACCAAGGCCUUGGAGUUCGUAGUCAGCAAAGUCGAGGGGGAAAUCAAACACGUGGAGACACCUCUGUGUUUCCAGAAGCAGGUCCAGUCGGGCCCCCGUGUGGUCACCCUUCUCGAGCCUCUGAAUUUACGCAGUGAGAGCAAAGCCAGCUCAGCCGCUGGACCCAACAGAGCCACAACCAAAGGCCCCAGCAAGGGCCCUGGGUCGGUGUACACCGAUGAUGGCUCAGAGACCUCUGAGAGCAGCAAGCCGGCCUCCCGCGCUGAUGGCCCCCAGAAGAAGUCCAAGUUUGCUUCCAGUCUGCUCAAAAAUGUCAUCUCCAAGAAGAUGCAGCGGGAGCAUGAGUUCAAAAUGGAGAGGGGAGAAGUCACUGACACAUCCCACCAUAACCUCUCCAGCACCUCCAAGGAGACUGAGCGCCCUCCUCCGGGGGGUGAGAAGCAGCGGGAAAGGGGCCUGCAGAGGCAGAGUUCUCGCCACUCAGAGGCCGGCUCUGAGUACACGGUGGUCAGCAUGUCUGAUGCAGGUGGGGAGGGGUCCCUAACCGAGUCGAAAUCCCCAAUUUUCAAAGCCAGUGCCCCUCGGGAGAGCCACACAGGCUCCAGCCGUAAUUUCACUGAUGGACACGCUGAAGAAGUGUGUGAAAUUAAAAAGAGUGCAUCAGAGACUGUCAAGGGCAUCUUCCUCCGUAGUCAGAACAGUGCAUUCCGGUCAUGGAAGGAGAAAGAGGCUGAGAAGCGGGAAGAAAAAGCCCCCAUUGGGAAGCUGAAACUCCCCAAAGGAGGUGACUGGAGGGCUGAUCUCGGGGAGAUCUCUGCCAGCAAGUCCACCAUCAUGUCUCGCCUCUUUGUCCCCAAUAUCCAGCAGACACCUAAGGACAAGCAGCCAGGGAAGCAGGCCACCAAAUACCCUGCUGCCCAGGCCACCUCCACGGCAGUGAUUAGGCCCAAGGCUCCUGAAAUCAAGAUCCGGCUGGGGAGUGUGCAACAGCCAAGCUCUGACUUCAACAUUGCCAAGUUGCUCACGCCCAAACUGGCCAGUGGUAGCGCCUCUAACCUCUUCAAGACCACAGAGGACAACAGCAGGGCACAACAGAAACUAUUCCGGGGGGACAACCUGGAAAAAGUGCCCCAGUUCCAGGUGAGAGACGUCAGAGACAAGUCCAAGGCCCAAGGCCCCCUCCACCAGGUGAGAGAUGUCCGGAAACUAAUCAAAGGGUCCGGGGACAGCAGUGACAAGGGCAGUGUUACCCCAGAGCAGGGGCUGACCGGGCCCAAACCCCGGCAGCUGGCUCCUGCAGCUGGUGGCUCAGGAUCCCUGUCCCCCAUGGUGAUUACAUGCCAGACUCUUGUCAACCAGAGGGAAGAGAGCAUGGACCGAGAGCCGAGGGACAACAUGGGCAAGGUGGGUAGCAGCCGGGCCUUGAACUCCUCCUCGCCAGAAGGGACUGUCCUGGUUCACAGGGCAUCUGGCAGGCUGCCUGUGGCCACCAUCGCUCCCAAUAAACCGGAGCAGGGCUCAUACCUGCCUGUGCUCAAGAUUGUCUCCAAGGCUUCUGCUCAGAGGACCCCAGAGAAGGUCAAGGAGGAGGAGGUCAAGGAGGACGGGAAAGGCCCCAAGCCAUCCCGGAAUGCCCUGGAGAAGCUGACGGCCGCCGUGAGGUCCAUGGAAGAGCUGUACAGCUUCAACAGGAACGAGUGGAAGCGGAAAAGUGACCCCUUGCCCCUGAUGACCGACAGCCACGUCCUGUCGCUCAUCGCCAGUGAGGAGAGGGAGGGGGCUGGGGGUGCUGAGCGGGACCCCGACAAGCUGGCUAGACGGCUGGGUGAGGCAGAAGAGCGGAGCACCGGAAACAAAGGCGGGGUGGUCCUGCGAGGGGGUCCCGUGGAGCGUCUGCAGCGGAGAAACUCCAACCCGAGCGCCGAGAGUGUGUCCGCCCGCGCGGCCGCCUUCGAGAACCUGGCCAGGGAACGGCCCCGGUCCCUGUAUAUUCCCCCCGUGCACAAGGAUGUGGAUAGAACCCAGCCCCUGCAGCCCCUGCCCCCCCUCCCCAGCAACCGGAAUGUGUUCACAGUGAGUGCCAGCAGCACCCAGAAGACCGGGGGUGUGGCUGGCAAGUUCCCACAAGGGCCUUCUCCGGAGAGUCCUUCAGCAGCCAAGAGCAUCAGAUCACAGGGACUCCGAUCCCUCAAGAUCUCUCCCGCCACCAGGGCACCUCUCGAAGAGGUGACCAACAGGAAAAAUGGCAGCAAUUUGGAAAAGAGCAAUAGUGACUGUGAGAAUUACCUGACCAUCCCCCUUAAAGGAAGCUCUGCAGCCGGGGAGCUUCCAGGCAGGCCUGGGGCUGGGAGGGAGGGGCCCCCAGCCUCCUCUGCAGCCACCCUCUGCAGCUUGCCCCCGCUGAGUGCCCGCAGUCAGGUCCCCAGUAGCCCCAAAGGCUCUCAGGUCAGCGGAACCAGCCGGCCAGCGUGGCGCACCAAACCUGACAACCCCCGGGAGACCGUCGCUGCCCCCCCAGGGCCACAGAGCCCUGAGCAUCCCCCCACCGCCAUCUACCGCCAGCAGCCGCUGCCCUUCACCCUGCAGGGGGCCCAGCCCCAGGUCCUCUGCUUCUCCCCGCCAGGCAUGCCUGCCCCAGCCCCUGCAGGCCCAGCUCCAGUCCCCACAGACCCCUUCCAGCAGCCACAGCCUCAGCAGACCCAGCGCAAGAUGCUCCUGGAUGUGACGACUGGCCAGUACUAUUUGGUGGACACGCCAGUACAGCCCAUGACCCGGCGACUGUUUGACCCCGAGACAGGGCAGUAUGUAGAUGUGCCCAUGACCUCCCAGCAGCAGGCUGUGGCUCCCAUGUCCCUCCCUAUGCCUCCUUUGGCCCUGAGUCCCGGGGCCUAUGGACCCACCUACAUGAUCUACCCUGGGUUUCUGCCCACGGUGCUGCCCGCCAAUGCCCUGCAGCCCACACCAAUUGCUCACACUCCAGGGGGUGGUGAGCUCUCCCCCAUGGCAGCAGAGCCCCCCAGCAAAGAGGCAGCGGCUGCAUUCACCGAGGCCCCAUACUUCAUGGCCUCUCGUCAGUCUCCUGCCUCUUCCUCCUCUGCCCCAGCAGCCACAGCCCAGCUGGUGGGGGCCAAGGGCUUCGCCCAGCUGCAUGGCAAGCCUGUCAUCAGCAUCACUUCGCAGCCCCUGGGGCCGCGGAUCAUUGCCCCCCCCUCCUUCGACGGCACCACCAUGAGCUUUGUGGUGGAACACAGAUGAGGAGAGGUCACCAGAAACCACAACGGAGCAGCUGGAGCAAGACAGAAAGAUGGACAAUUCUUCCUGUAUCUGAAGGUUGCAUUAUAACAGCACAAAGAAUUCAUCUGAAAAACUUCCUCUACAUGUGUUAUUCUUAGUUUUUGCUUCUUAUAAACCAAGUGUGUAAGUUUCUAUAUUUUUCUGAAUAACCCUGUUAAGACAGUUUGUGUUAUUUUAGUUUUACUAAGCUGAUUGAUUGAAUUUUUUUUUCUGUGUAAAACUAUUUCUUUUUAUACUUUAAUACAGGAUAUAAGCCUUCUGGUCAUCUUUUCCCUCCUGCAUUUGUGAUAGGCAAACAAUCUCUCAAGUGUUCUCAUAGUUCAGUCAAAACAUACAACAGAAUAGGACUGGUUCUGCUGUAAACCAAACCAGCAAAUCAGUCAUUUGGCUCACACAUCUUCUUACAGAUUCUUGGAGUAGAGCGGGACUAGCAGGCAGAGUUGUAGCACUUGUUUGGAUUUAAAGAUGAUGGGUCUGCAUUUUGAAUACUAUACCAUCCACGCCUGGUCAUUCUCUUGGUUGUGUUUUGUAUGUUCUUUUCUUGGGUUCAGCAUGAUUUCAAAUGUGAUUGUGAAAAACAGUGGUUUUAACUUUUGUGCCUUGUUUUAACGUUCCCAUUUGUACAAUGCCAUGAGACUAUUUGUUGCCUUAAGAUAGAACGGCUUGAAAUACAGGAGAGCCAGUGGUUGCAUUUAAAAUGAUUAAAUUCUUAGUCUCGGAAAGGCAUAAAAUACCUAUUUCCCUAUAGGAAUCCAACCUUUGUUGUGAGUGUAUAGCAUUAUUUUUCUUCUUCAAUGAUUCCCGCCAUAGUUGCAUAUGCCUGUCUCUCACGGAUUGUUUGGAGUCUGAAGAGUGACCCAUUUGGGGCAGUGGAGUGGGAUGUAAGCUUUGUUUCGGUGGCUCUGAGUCUCUCCAGCCAUAGCCAUACCGAUAGCAAUGACCCAGGAUUGUAUCACUUGCUCCUUAUGGUUUUAAGAGAUGUUGAGAAUCCAAGUCAUAGAAUCUUUCAUCGACAUUCAAUACUGCCUCAGGGGUAGCCUAAUUCUGAAGGUUCUUUUAGUGAGUGUUCACCGUGAGUUUUAAAGAGUUGACUGAAUAGAUAAAUAUUUAGCUUGUCAUGAUUAAUAAGUGAGUCUAUAUAUAUUCAACAAAUGUUACAUUGAAUUAUUUCUUACUUUUUGAAAGAAUAACUUGAAGAUUCUCCCAGGCAUUCUUUAAGGAAUCUCCUCUUAUUUAUUUAUUUGUUCAAAGAUAAAGCAUUAUGAUCAUUUUUUUAAGCUUUAUUUUGAUUUUAAUGGUCAUCAAUAUUGGUUUCUGCUUAAAAUUGCUUCUUGAAGCCACAGUAUUUUAGAUUAUUCAUGACUGAGGUAUGAGUAAAAACUGAGUCUGAUUUUUGUAUGAUUUAUGUAACCUGAUUACUUUGUAAUUAAGCUCUCCAUUGCAGACUCUUAAAAAACGAAAACUCAAUUUCACAUUCAGGGCCUUCCUUAAAGAGUCCUUACUCUAAAAAGAAGUUCUGUUGGGUAAAAGGCAGAGUUUGAGGCAGAAACAGUCAGCUCUGGCCACAAUUCAAUCAAUUGUUGGGCUGAUGAACUAUGAAAUGAAGUGGAUAGCCUCUGUGAGAUGUGGAACAUAAAGUCUGAAAUAGUCUCUGUGUUUGGAAAAGAUGCCCUUGCACCAUAUUGGGGAAGGUGUGACUCCUUUGUCACAGAGGUCUUCUUACCCAAGUACACAAACAGAUUCACCCCAGAGCUUACUUAAUUUCCCACCACGGGGAAACUUCUCUGACAGCAUCGGCCCUUCCUCAUGUUCAGUAGAGAUUGGCUAGGUAUGAAAUCACCCAGUGUUGAAACAAGAAAGUAGAUUCAGUCAAAGAUCUCAAACCUACAAUACUCACAGUGGCACCAUGAGAUCUCAAAUAUUUGAACACAUCUGGUGAAACUUAUAUAGGAUUUGGGUAGAUAAAACUAAAAUUGAUAAGAUUGCUUAAAAACUAUGUGUGACUUUAGGAGAACCCAGCAGUCAUGUUGAAUUGUCAACUACUUGUCAGGUCUUCGUAAAGAGAGACAUCUCCUUUCCUAGAACACAUGGUAGAGUUCUUACCUACCAAGGGUCCAGGGACCCUGGAAGCUACUUAUCAUUAGAAUCACCGGCAGAUCUGAGCCUUAUUCUCACAUUGAGGUAAACUAGAACUAAGGAAAGGAAGGAGAACUUCUCAUUUGCCAGUUCUAUCAGAGAGGCCACAUCCUCUGAGAAGCUACUACGGAUGUAGUAAAUGUCCAGAUGGUUAAAAAUGUAACUUUACAGUAAGUCUGUGAGCACUAUAUUACCUGCUGAUAAUUUUAUGGUUCUCUAUUUCAUCAAACCAUAUAAAGCCAAACCAAAGCUGCCAGGCCAUUUCCUACCUCAAAUGAUUGGGAAGAACAUUUUUAAAGACAUGAGGUAAAUCGAAAUUCUCAUUUUCAUUGUUUUAUUAUUUCUUGAGCGGUUGCAUUGAUAUUUGUAUGAAGUCGUUGUGCCCUUCCUUGUUUAACCAAAGUCAAGUGGACUAAAUCAAGAGUCUAGGAAGCCCUCCAACUAGUAAAACUAUUACCCUAGCAAUGUGCCUUUAGCUGCUGAGCUACCCUCUUAUGUUUCAUGCCCACAAAACCAUUAAUAAGGCAGGUAGCAUUUCCUGAACAGUGCCUGGAGCGUAAAUCUAAUCAGAAUUGCAGAGCCAGGCUUUUGCCUUUUCCUGUCGGGGUUACAUGGGUGACUCAGUUUUCCAGAUGAACCGCAGGGCACUGUGGGUAGAAAUCUCAGCCCGUUUCCUCUUUUUUCCAUGUUGGUUAAAUGGUCAGGUUGAAACAUGCUCCAUUUGAACUGUUUCUGGAAAACCAAACCCAUUUGUAACCAGUAUAAAAAUUUAAUUCACCAGAAUGUAUUUUCUUAAAAAGCACUCACUGAAAUUGCCCUCAGGAUUAAAUGAAGCCCAGAUACGCAGUUAGAGACUUAACCCAUAGGCUCUCUGGAUGUCUGUCUGUGUCUCUGGAUGUCUGUCUGUAUACAGCACUCUAGCUAUAUUGAGUAGAUAAGCUAACACAAAUUACACUUUGACAUCUUUAUGGUAAAUCUUAAAUGCUAACACACAUUUCAAAUUCAUCCUUACAUCACUA